AUGGCAUUGACACAGACAAGAACAACUCCUCGAGAUCCCUCCAAGUUUCCUGCCGUUCAGCUUUUCCUCCUCGCACUUGUACGAGUCGCGGAGCCGAUUGCUCUGACAUCCAUCUUUCCAUAUGCCUGGCAACUCGUGCUUCAUUUCCAAAUCGGCGACAAGAGCAAUGCCUCCUUCUACGCGGGCCUGCUCAUCUCGGCCUUCUCCUUGGCCGAGGCCUGUACCGGAAUGUUCUGGGGAGGUCUUUCCGACAGGCUAGGGAGAAAGCCCGUCUUGUUGAUGGGAUGUUUCGGUACUGUUGCCUCUCUGCUUAUAGUAGGCUUCAGCAUGAACUUCUGGAUGGCCCUGUUUGGCCGAUGCCUAGGUGGCGCCCUCAAUGGAAACAUUGGCGUGAUUCAAACCAUGGUCGGUGAACUCGUCAAGAAUCCCAAGCAUGAACCCAAGGCAUACGCGAUUAUGCCUUUCGUAUGGUCGAUUGGCACCAUCUUGGGUCCAAGCAUUGGUGGGUACUUUGCCUCUCCUGCGACGAACUUUCCACAUGUCUUUCCCAAAGGCGGCCUGUUCGACAAGUUCCCAUAUCUGCUUCCCAACUUGAUUGCUACUGCUCUCAUGCUUGUUUCCAUUCUUGCUGGUUACUUUUGUCUUGAGGAGACUCACCCAGACAUGCAGCCGUGGAGCACAGCACAAGACCUUGAAGAAUCCCACGCCAAGACGCCUUUGAUGCCAGCUCAAGCAGGUACCACGACAUCAGCUGCCAACCUUGAACAGGAGAGUUAUGGUACAUUCAACAAUGUUGAAGAAGCCAUCGAGGAGGAAUGGGAUGUGCGACCAGACGGUACCAGCAGACCACCGAGCAUCUCCAGCGGCUCUGACAAGGUCUUCACAUGGCGAGUCAUCAUGCUCAACAUUGCUUUGGGGAUUUUUACUUAUCACUCGAUGACAUAUGAUCACUUGCUCCCAAUCUUCUUCCAAGACGAACGUGUGCCUGCUGGAGGCGAUCUUGUCAGCAUCUUUGCCACAAGCUCGAGCUCACUGGCAGGUGGUCUCGGCUUAAGCGUUCAGCAAGUCGGUAUCAUCAUGUCAGUGAACGGCAUCAUUGCGUUGUUUGUCCAAGCUGUGAUCUUUCCAAUUAUGGCCAGCUGGCUUGGAGUUUGGAGAGUCUUCAUCAUAACCGCAGUCGGACAUCCACUUGCCUACUUCAUCGUGCCGUAUUUGGCGCUGCUUCCCACCGACUUGCUCUACCCAGGUAUCUACGCAUGCCUAACGAUCCGGAAUUUUUUCUCCAUCUUGGCAUAUCCGGUUCUGCUCAUUCUGCUGAAAGAAGCCGCACCGGCUCCCAACUGCCUCGGAAAGAUCAACGGUCUGGCCGCAUCGACCGGUGCUGGAUGUCGAACCGUCGCUUCUCCUGUCGCUGGCUUCUUGUACGGGCUCGGCAUCCAGAUAGAAUUCACUGCAUUGGCCUGGUGGGCGUCAGCUGCCGUCGCCAUUAUCGGCACGAUCCAGGCGUUCUUCGUCAACAGAGUCAAGGACGGUCCACAGCAUCGUGUUCGUCCGAUUGCUCCUUGUCGCUUCAUUCCGGAUGAGCACAGAGAACAUCGGCCGUCAGCAGUGGUCAACAUCAAGAUUCACGACCCUGACAGUGGGUACAGCACCGAGGACGAGAGGACUCCAUUCGCUUCUCGCGUUUAUCACGGCUGA
This is a messenger RNA of Zasmidium cellare ATCC 36951, 1698 nucleotides long. RefSeq lists its product as uncharacterized. NCBI's taxonomy places the organism in Eukaryota, Fungi, Ascomycota, Dothideomycetes, Mycosphaerellales, Mycosphaerellaceae. Gene Ontology annotation, biological process: transmembrane transport. The record is from RefSeq and is a predicted model, not a curated record. Gene Ontology annotation, molecular function: transmembrane transporter activity. The transcript has 5 exons. Bases 1 to 1698 code for a protein of 565 amino acids.